GGGAGCCCCCCUUCUGCCCCUAUUUAACACGACUGCCGACUCGCUCCGAGACCAGUUGCUCCGCCUGAAGCCACCUUCUUUGACUCCUCCUUUGACUUUCCCGGAUUCAUUCUUCCAUUUUCCGCUUUCUUCUCUUGCCGCCAGAUUCAGCCUUUUAUCAACACCUCAAAAUGCACAUACACGUCAUUGCGUGGUUAUUGUGCUGUUACGCCAUCUCGAGUACAAUGGCCUCUACAUCCUUUCCAAUCCCGACGGGUGGCCAUCACCUACUGCUCCAGCACUCUCCCGUCGCAGUGGCUUUGCCACCAGUAACCCGUAGACAGAUGGAAGUGUUGCCAUCGCAAGAGAGAGAGCCGUCUUGUUCAGAACUCCGUUCCAUGUGGCGGCAUAUGAGGCGGAUGGGCAGACAAAUGGAGUUCACGAAUGAAAUUCCGAAAAUGCAGGACCCUUUUACGACUAGCGCGAUGCGAUACGGGGGUGGGAGGAGGAGACCCAGCAAAUACCCGGAUCCCAACCCCUACAGUGCGGCCAAGUCUUCCAGCGCAAGCAAAGAUACCGUCUUCCAACGCAAGACAGACUUCGUCCAUUCCCCUAAAGGACAAUUCGGGGAAAUUGUGCAGGAUCCCAAUGAGCUGUACGGUCCCAACAGAGUGCUGAGCAAUUCUGAAACUUUAGGUUUCCAUGAGUUUGAUGAUUUUCAGGGACCGAAGUUAAUGAGUGGAACCCGUCGUAUUCCAGGAAGAUUUGCAGAUAGUUCCUUACCUGAAGAAUCUCUUGGUGUGUACGGAACUGUGGUACAUUCACCUGAAGAGAGGGAUCGCUUUAGAGCUAGGACCAGGAGACCGCCAGAUUUCCGGAGUAGGUACCGAAAUCAAUGGAGAGACAGCACGGGUAUCGGUCGGGUGCCUUUCAGGGCUACAAAACCUCACUCCCAGUACCACUAUGGCAGCGUGGUAACGCAUGGCGAGCGGCACCCCCUUGGAGGAUUUGCCGAGUUUCCGCAGGAGAUUGGCCAGCGGACCGGUGGGGGAGCCCGCGUGGAAAGGAUCGAUAAAAUUCCUUUCGCAGGAAAGUUAAAGAAUAUCUUCUCAUUCAAUAAAUCAAUUGUCAUUUCUCAUGCCAUUCUUAAAUACCUUAAUAACAAAGGUGCUGAUGUCAUAUUUUUUCAUGUACGCGACUACACUGAUGAUCUAGGAAAUGAAAGAGCUGAUUGGUUGGCAAAACGAGCUACAAAUCUUCAAGUUAAUACUCCAAUGAUACUGUCUAAGUCACUCUUCAAGAAAAAAG
Stegodyphus dumicola is the source of this 1287-nucleotide messenger RNA. RefSeq lists its product as uncharacterized. The record is from RefSeq and is a predicted model, not a curated record. Lineage: Eukaryota; Metazoa; Arthropoda; Arachnida; Araneae; Eresidae.